This is a messenger RNA of Sphenostylis stenocarpa, 1575 nucleotides long. Lineage: Eukaryota; Viridiplantae; Streptophyta; Magnoliopsida; Fabales; Fabaceae. The record is from the annotation of a GenBank genome assembly.
AUGCACCCAGCAGCAAUAAGUAAGUGCAAAAUGAGCACAGAGGAAAAGCCUGGGAAUGAGGAACAUGAUGCUGAUUCUUGCAGAAGAACAGUUUCUCUUCCAAUUCAAAAGGUUGAUGAUCCAAUGGGGAUAACUGAAGAAACCUCACAUGUUCCUCCUAGGAAGCGACAGAAUCUUCUCCUAGAAAUACCCUCAAGAACAGAAGAUAGUUCUCAAGAUUUUGUUGCAAUCAAAAUGCCACCAACUCCAAGUUCCAAUCCCACUCCUACUCCAAAGAGAGUGAAUUUUCUUGUGAGUUCUCGCUCUGUUGAUCCUCCUACACAUAACUCUCCUGGACCUUCAACCUCAAGAGGCAAAUCAACCAUACGAAGCCUGCUUCCAAAACUGAGCUUCAGGUAUCGAACAGCAGAUAUUGAAAAGGCAAAUACUGCAUCUCUAGAAGUUUCCUCUUCAGGCAUUGGAGAAAAGCCUUCAAUCUCAAGAUCGUUGUCUCUUACUAAGAUUUUUACUCCUAGGAUUAAGAGAACGUCGUCAUUACCAUUUGAUGAGAUUAGACAAUCAAACAAUGAAUCUUCUCAUGGUGGAUGUGUUGGUGGUCCUCAAAAUAAAAAAGAAGCCAAGCGGAAGAUAGCUCGCUCUCUUUCAGUACCUGCCAACAACAAAGAUAAAAGUUUAAGAAGGAUGGAUUCAUUUUUUCGCAUUGUUCCCUCCACUCCUCGAGCAAAGGAAGGAGAUGAAUUGUUAGACAUGUCAACAAAUGAUACUGAAAAUGAAGAUGCUAAUGGUGAAGAUAUAGCCGAAGAAGAGGCUGUGUGUAGAAUCUGUCUGGUUGAUUUGUGUGAAGGAGGUGAGACCUUCAAGUUGGAAUGCAGCUGCAAAGGUGAACUUGCUCUGGCUCACCAAGAAUGCGCUAUUAAAUGGUUCACAAUAAAGGGUAACAAGACCUGUGAUGUGUGCAAGGAAGAGGUUCGGAACCUACCUGUCACUCUAUUACGGAUACAAAGUGUUCGAAAUCGGAAUAAUGGUGCAAAUAGGUCUCAGUUGGAAGAUGCAAAUGGAUACAGGGUAUGGCAGGAAGUGCCAGUUCUUGUCAUUGUCAGCAUGCUUGCCUAUUUCUGCUUUCUUGAGCAGCUAUUGGUUGGAAAAAUGGGAACUGGUGCAAUUGCCAUAUCUCUUCCGUUUUCCUGUGUACUGGGUCUACUUUCCUCCAUGACAUCAUCAACCAUGGUGAAGAGCAGGUUCAUAUGGAUUUAUGCUUCUGUCCAGUUUGCCCUAGUGGUUCUUUUUGCCCAUAUUUUUUACUCCGUGGUUCAUGUGCAAUCAGUUUUGUCUAUUCUUCUGGCCACAUUUGCUGGUUUUGGUGUGGUGAUGAGUGGGAGUUCUAUUCUUGUGGAGUUUUAUAGAUGGAGAAGAAGAUUGCAGGCUUUGUCAGAACAGCGACAAGGUCCUCAAGUGAUGCCACAAGCAGGACAAAAUGCACGAUCUUCAAACACUCCUCGUUCAGAUUCAAGUUCAGGUCCUUCCAACCACAGUCAACCUGUGGUGCAAAAUCGACAGAACUCAAAUCAGAGUUAA